Messenger RNA from Lepisosteus oculatus (spotted gar), 6452 nucleotides. The record is from RefSeq and is a predicted model, not a curated record. Lineage: Eukaryota; Metazoa; Chordata; Actinopteri; Semionotiformes; Lepisosteidae.
CCUAGGACUCCAAGGUGAUAAGGGCUUCAGAAAAAUACACCGUGGAGCCAAGAGUGAGGAUUUAGACAGCCCUUCUCUAAUGCUCACUGACCGGUGCUGGCCCGUGAGCUGAUAGCGUGGGAUGGGUUGUUCCACGUCCAGCUCUAGAAGCGUCUGCGAUUGAGCCAGCCUGAGGACUCCAAGCCAGAUGAAUGAGACAGGGCUGCUGACUAAGAGGAUCUAAAUUUCUGCCAGCUUCCCCCAGGUCCCUGGGCCCUGUCUGUCUAGGGGUCUGUCUCUCUCUCUCAGUGUCAAUCUUUCCCCUUCUUCAGUCUCUGCCCGUUCGCCUCCCAGGCUGUUCGAGACUGUCAGUGCUUUGCCGUGCCCCUGGCCUCGUGCCCUGCGCUGCCCUCCACUGUGUGUUGGCGUGCGAUGGCGCGGCAGGACUCUGAGCGUUGCCGCUGCGGGCUGUGAUGUCAGAGCCCAGCAGCCCCGGUGAGAGCCAGCGCGGCGCUCCCAGAUUCUUCGUGGGCUGCGAGGACGAUGAGAGCGAGAGCCUUGGGGACACCAGCAUGAGGACAGACAUGGAUCUGUACGAGGAUGACGAGGAGGCGGACUUGCCGCCAGAGCGGCAGAUCGUGGUGGGGAUCUGCGCAAUGACAAAGAAAUCCAAGUCAAAACCAAUGACUCAGAUCUUGGAGCGGCUUUGUAAGUUCGAGUACAUCACAGUGGUGAUUUUCCCCGAGGACGUCAUACUCAAUGAGCCUGUCGACAACUGGCCCCUCUGCGACUGCCUCAUCUCCUUCCACUCUAAAGGAUUUCCUCUUGACAAAGCAGUGAGUUAUGCAAAACUACGGAGCCCACUUCUCAUCAAUGACCUGAACAUGCAGUACUACAUACAAGACAGGAGAGAGGUGUAUCGGAUCUUGCAAGAAGAAGGGAUCGAUUUACCCCGCUAUGCUGUUUUGAACCGGGACCCAGACAAACCAGAAGAAUGCAACCUGGUUGAAGGAGAGGACCACGUGGAGGUGAAUGGGGAGGUUUUCCAAAAGCCGUUUGUAGAAAAGCCAGUCAGCGCAGAGGAUCACAAUGUGUAUAUCUACUACCCCACCUCAGCUGGUGGAGGCAGCCAGCGCCUCUUCAGAAAGAUUGGGAGUCGCAGCAGUGUGUAUUCCCCAGAAAGCAGCGUGCGAAAGACUGGUUCCUACAUCUAUGAGGAAUUCAUGCCAACAGACGGGACGGAUGUGAAGGUGUACACCGUAGGGCCGGACUAUGCUCAUGCUGAGGCCCGCAAGUCUCCUGCGCUGGAUGGGAAGGUGGAGCGAGACAGUGAGGGGAAGGAGAUCCGUUACCCUGUGAUGCUCACUGCCAUGGAGAAACUCGUAGCUCGCAAAGUGUGCCUGGCUUUCAAGCAAACAGUGUGUGGGUUUGACCUUUUACGAGCCAAUGGGCACUCCUAUGUCUGUGAUGUUAAUGGAUUCAGCUUUGUGAAGAACUCCAUGAAGUAUUAUGAUGACUGUGCCAAGAUCCUGGGUAAUAUUGUAAUGCGGGAGCUGGCUCCCCAGUUCCAAAUCCCCUGGUCAAUCCCUACGGAGGCAGAGGACAUUCCCAUAGUACCUACCACUUCCGGAACCAUGAUGGAGCUGCGCUGUGUUAUUGCAGUGAUCCGACAUGGAGACCGAACCCCGAAACAGAAGAUGAAGAUGGAAGUGAGGAACCCGAUGUUCUUUGAUCUGUUUGAGAAAUAUGAGGGCUACAAGACAGGAAAACUGAAACUUAAGAAGCCAAAGCAGUUACAGGAGGUGCUGGACAUUGCCCGACAGCUACUGGCUGAACUGGGCCAGCACAAUGACUGUGAGAUCGAGGAGAAGAAAUCCAAGCUGGAGCAGCUGAAGACUGUGCUGGAGAUGUAUGGCCAUUUCUCUGGAAUAAACAGGAAAGUGCAGCUGACCUACCUGCCCCAUGGCCAACCUAAAACCUCCAGCGAGGAAGAAGAUUCCCGGAAGGAGGGCCCCUCGUUGCUGCUUGUGCUGAAGUGGGGAGGAGAACUGACUCCGGCAGGCAGGGUGCAGGCAGAGGAGCUGGGCCGGGCCUUCCGCUGCAUGUACCCAGGAGGGCAAGUAGAUGGCAGCCGCAGCGCCCUGGGGUGUGAGUCCCCUAUUGACUGUGGGGACUACGCUGGGUUUCCCGGCUGUGGGUUGCUCCGGUUGCACAGCACCUAUCGGCAUGACCUUAAGAUCUACGCCUCUGAUGAGGGCAGGGUGCAGAUGACAGCAGCAGCCUUUGCCAAGGGCCUGCUGGCUCUGGAGGGGGAGCUCACGCCCAUCCUGGUGCAGAUGGUGAAAAGCGCCAACAUGAACGGUCUGCUGGACAGUGACAGCGACUCGCUCAGCGGCUGCCAGCACCGUGUCAAGGCCCGGCUUCACGAGAUCAUGCAGAAGGAUCAGGACUUUACAGAGGAGGACUUCGAAAGGCUGGCCCCAACCUGCAGCUCAUCUCUGUUGAAUUCUAUGAAAGUGGUGGGGAAUCCUGUCAAGACCUGUGACAGCGUCUACGCCCUCAUCCAAAGCCUUACCUCGCAAAUCCGCCGGAGACUUGAGGACCCCAAGUCAGCUGACCUGCAGCUGUACCACAGCGAGACCCUGGAGCUGAUGCUGCAGCGCUGGUCCAAGCUGGAGCGGGAUUUCCGCAUGAAGAGUGGGCGCUACGACAUCAGCAAGAUCCCUGACAUUUACGACUGCGUGAAGUACGACGUACAGCACAACGGCUCUUUGGGGCUAGAGGAUACGCUCGAGCUCUUCAGGCUCUCCCGUGCUCUGGCUGACAUCAUCAUCCCUCAGGAAUAUGGCAUCUCUAAAGAAGAGAAGCUGGACAUCUCCUAUGCCUACUGCCUCCCACUGGUGAAGAAAAUCCAGCUAGACCUGCAAAGGACGCAUGAGGAUGAAUCGGUUAACAAGCUGCACCCUCUGUACUCCCGUGGGGUGAUGUCUCCAGGGCGCCACGUGCGAACACGACUGUACUUCACCAGCGAGAGCCAUGUGCACUCCCUGCUCAGCAUCUUCCGCUAUGGAGGCCUGCUGAAUGAGGAGAAGGAUCAGCAGUGGAAGCGUGCGAUGGAUUACCUGAGUGCAGUCUCCGAGCUCAACUACAUGACGCAGAUCGUCAUCAUGCUGUACGAGGACAACAACAAGGACCCCUCAUCAGAGGAGAGGUUCCAUGUGGAGCUGCACUUCAGCCCCGGAGUUAAAGGCUGUGAGGAGGAGGAGAAUGCGCCCAUGGGGUUUGGGUUUCGUCCUGCAUCUGCUGAGAACGAGGAGAAGCAGACCGACCCAGGCAGCUUGGAAGACUUGUCCCAAGAUGAGCCGGACCGGGCUGUUCCACUCUCUGAGCCAAUAAGCAUUCAGAAGAAAUCGCCCCUCACGCGCACUCGCAAGACUGGUUCCAUGGAGGUUCUCUCCGAAACCUCCUCCUCCAAGACAGGAGGUUACCGCCUCUUCCCCUCCUGCUCUCGGCAGUCCCCCGAGAUGAAACAGAGCGGCUUAGGGUCUCAGUGCGCAGGCCUCUUCAGUACCACAGUCCUAGGAGGCUCUUCUAGUGCCCCCAACCUUCAAGACUACGCUCGUACACACCGCAAAAAAUUCUCCACUGGCAGUCUGUCCUAUAAAGACGAGUUGUUGUCUAUGCCGGCAGUAAAGCGAUUUUCUGUGUCGUUUGCAAAGCAUCCGACUAAUGAGCCCCUGGAGGAGCACCAUGUGGCCCAGCUGUUGCGGCGGUUUUCCACAGACCAGGCUAUGGGGCGCCCGCUCUCUCUGGACGCGGCGCUGGCCCACCACCUCCACCAGUGCUCCUACCACCUGCGCCUCUUCCGCAACUGGUUAAUCUCCGGCCAGGACACCAUAGAGUGCCUCUACGGAUUUGAAGGCUGCUCGAUGGUGCCCUCUAUCUACCCACUGGAGACACUGCACAACUCGCUCUCACUCAAGCAGGUCAACGAGUUCCUGACUGCCGUUUGUGAGAGUGGCAAUGAUUCCCACUCCAGAGCCACCAGAGCUCUCUCAGCCAUGUUUGACUCCCAAAACCAGCCUGCAGUGGAUGCCUUCAUUCCUCAGAGAGUGCUGUCCUCCUCCGUGUCUGUCCUGUCCCUGAGACACCGCUCUGACCGACCACCCUGGUACAGCAGUGGUCCUUCCAGUACAGUGUCCAGUGCUGGCCCUUCCUCACCCACGACAGCUGACAUGUCUCCACGCUUCAGCUUCAGUGACAAAACCCCUCUCACACCCCAGAGCAGUGAGGAGGCACACUCCAGUCAGCAGGGGAGUAGCCAGCCCUCCUCUACUGCCAAUCUUCCCAGCAGCUCACCCACUGACACCAGCGCCGCCGGAGCAACCCAACCUAAUAGCAAAACCCCCAGUCCUCAGCAGUCCUGCGACCAGCAGUUUAACAGUACAGAUCAGCCUGUCAGCUGCACUCACCCGCCUCUUCUAGCCACUCCUAGCAGCCCAGAAUCGCAAGAACCCUUGAGCAAACACGUUGAGCAAGACCUGCCCGUUUCCCAGUUGGCUGAGCUGAGCCUGGAGAGGGUGGAAUUGGGAGGGACCCCUGGCUCUCUCCCUGUUCUGCUGGAGCUCGGAGAGAGCAGUUCUGAGACAGGAUCCAAUGCACAAACGCCCCUCACUCCUGAGGCUACAGAGGAAUUCUUUGACACACAAGAGACAGUGGAAGUUUAGGAGAUCAUCCCCAGUAGCCUGGUGCAUCCUGGGAUGCCACUAGAUGCAUAAAAGUAUCACAGCAUUAGUGACUCAGCAAGAGGAAGAGGCAAUGUUGUUGUGAUCCUUGGGCGUUGUUUUAAUUCUUCCUACCAUUAGAUGUUCAAAAGGAUGACAUAGCUUAGACAGGUGUUAAAUAAGGUCCUGUAUCCCCUAAUGUUUUAUGAAUGCAUUUGUGGUUGGGUCCUGUAAUGAUCUGGGUUAUGAUCAUGUUUUCAAUCACAAUGCAAAUUAUUGUUUUGUGGCAGUCAAAUUCGGUAGUCAGAUGUCGCCUUCAUGUUUGCUGUGGAGCCAAACCUUUCUUCCAAACCUUGUAAUCCAUUACACAGAGUAUAUCUGAGUCAGAGUGAUCACAUGCAUUGGCCCUUAAUCUGUGGGAACUGAAAAAUAUCACUGUUGUUAUUUGCAAGAAUAGCAAUUAUUGAUAUCCGUAAACAGUUUAGUACAGUAUAUAUACAUAUAUUCUCAAAGUUUUCAAGGAAAUAAUUGCAUUAAGAUAAGUAUUUGUUUCACUGCAAACAACCAGAGAUGAAGCAAAAAAAUUGUAGCCCACACUUUUCUACAGCUUUUAUACACUGAAUCCAAUGCUAAAGCUGGCUCAGUGUCCCGAAAAACGUACUCCUUUUGGCAAUAUUUUAACUUUGCACUUUGUCGACAACACUCUGAAAAGUAAAUCUGGAAGCUGAAUGAAAUUCUGUCAUUUCUGACACCAAACCAUGGGUAUAAAAAUAUAGAUUUUUAAAAAAAUUGGUAUCAUUUUAACCAUUUUGGUUAUGGUACAAAACAAUCACUGCGUUCAUUACACUCUGAUCUUGAAAGAAGAUUUGUUUGUCUAGUGCACAUUAACGUCUUAUAUUAAUUUUACAAAUGUAUUUUUAUAGCCUCAGAUAAAUAGAAAGAUUUGUAAUUUGUUAUCUUCCUGCAGAUUUAAAAGAUCAUUAGGCCUAUUAAUAAUCUGAAAAUCUGCUUGAGGUCACCAUCAGUAUUUGCCUGUCGUCUCUAAACUAGCCGCUGGAGUAAAGACAUUGAUUAAAUUCGAGAGACAGAGGGAAAAUCGCUGAAGUACAGUUGCCAUUGUUUCCAACAUUUCCCCCAAAAAAUAUAUCAAAACUCUUAAGUGGAUUCCUGUGGAUCCGAACACUUGAAUGUGCUUUAUUGCCAAAGUUUUUAAGUAUCACCUGCCACUGAAGUAAAAGGAAGACAUUUUCACUGCAGAAUACAUCAGAAGAACAUGGAGCAAUGCUCAGUGGAUCUCAGUUAUCAAUGAAAUACAGUGGGUUUCUCCUUAAGACUGUUUUGAUGCCAUGUCUGUUUUUAUUUCUAUAGAUAUGACAUCAAGUUUCUAAACCUGAAAUUUCAAACGAGUUUAAAUUCAUUUGAUAUCAACAUUUUUUUCCAUGUUGCUAUUUAUUUGUAAAACCACACAUGGAAUUUCAAAACAUUUUUAAACUGCUGUUUAUAAUUGGAUUUAUUGUUUAUUUGCCUAUGUUCAACAAUUGCACUGAGUGAAGAAUGAACUGAUACUGUAUUUUGUAAUCAGAAUGAAUUAAUUCUGAUUUUUUGUGUAGUAUUGAUGCUGAAAUAUGUUGGAGAAUCAGAUGCAUUAUUUAAUGUUGGUUAGAAAAAUCCAUGCUGCUCUGAAGCAAACACUGUAAAUUGUCUCUGUGUUAAUGAAUCUGAAAAUAAAUUAAUAAUAUAAAAAUUUGA